UGUCUUUCGUCACCAUGACAAUAGGCAGCAACUUUCGGGUGGGAGUUCGCGCGUGACCCUUUGAGAUCCGUCUGUACGUCCAUCGGUCUGUCCCCCUUCGUCUGGGUCACCCGAGGAGGUUUGCGCUUUGACGCGGCUCGUCCAACCCGCCCUUUCCGUGAAAUGGCGUCCCGGCGACCGGACAGCUUCGACGGACUCGGAUACCGUCACGGCGGCGGGAGUGAGGCGCCCUACUCGAUGCAGCAGCCACAGCACCUCCACUGGGUGACCACGCCACCGGACAUCCCUGGCAGCCGAAACCUGCACACCGGAGAUCGGACGCCGUUGUACGAGGGAGGAGCCGCGGGGGAACGCGACUGGGACACCGGCCCGCAACAACCUCCGCCACCGCCGCCCCCUCCUGAACAGCUGAACCGACUCACCGGUUUCGGGAUCGGACUCGUCAGUCUGUUUGCAGAGAAUGUGCUGACCCAUCCCUGCGUGGUCUUUCGCCGCCAGUGUCAGGUCAACUACCACGCGCGCUGCUACCACCUGACGCCCUUUGGCGCCCUGGCCGUCAUGUACGCCAUCAGCAAGGCGCAGGGUCCCCGGGCGCUGUGGAAGGGUCUGGGCAGCACCUUUGUGGUCCACGGCGUGACGCUGGGAGCCGAGGGAAUCAUCGGCGAGUUCACGCCCUUGCCGCGGGAGAUGCCUCAGCGCUGGAACGCCAAAGAGCUGGCCGCUCACUUCCUGCUGAAAGGUUUGGCGGCGCUGGCGGCACUUCCUUUCUAUUGCGCCAGCCUCAUCGAGACGGUCCAGAGCGAGAUCGUGCGCGACGAGUCGUCGUCGGGGCUGCUGGACUGCGUGCGAGAAGGCGCGGCCCGCCUGCUGGGCGCCGGCGCCCCCCAUAGCCGACGUCUGCUGCCCCUGAGCUGCCUGCUACUGCCGGCGGCGGGCCUGGCCGUCCUGCGCUACGCCGCGGGUACCGCCGUGCAGCGCGCAGCUCUCUGGCUGCAUCGGCGCCGGCGGAGGAAGGACGAGGAGGAGCGGCGGGGGGAGCCCGGCCCGAGCCCGACCGAGACGCUGGAUGCCCACUUCCCCGAGCUGGCGGCGGCCUGGCUGGGCUCGCUGGCGGCCGAGGCGCUGGCCUUCCCGCUCGAGACCACGCUGCACCGGCUGAGCCUGCAGGGGACCCGCACCAUCAUCGACGCCACGGACGGCGGCGGCGCCGACGGCCCGCUGGUCCUGCCCGUCAACACGCAGUACGACGGCACCGCCGACUGCUUCCGCACCAUCCGGCGCAAGGAGGGCCCGGCCGGCUUCUACCGCGGCUUCGGGGCGCUGACUGCCCAGUUUGCGCUGCACGGCGCUCUGCUGGCCGCCGCCCGGACAAUUUUCCGCCUGCUACUGCUGCAAAGGGCCCGGGCCGCCUAGAAGACUGCUUUUUCCCCACUUUUGCCACCCGACUUGUCGUCCGCCGGAAGCAGAAAACGCUGAAAAUAUCCCUUCCAAAGGGCAGGUAUCAUCAUUCGGAACACAAAAAAAAGAAUCUGCAUAGUUGUACAUAGCGAUUAAUAGGAUUAGUUUGGUGGCAAACCUGGAUGAUGACACUUCCUGUGUGUGUGCACGCAUGCCACCUUGUUAUUUGUACAAAGCUGUUAUCUGACCAAAAUAGAAAAGUAACAUUAAAUUAUUGUCUGCUGGAAAAUAUUCCAAUUGAAAACGAUGUGUCUGGCUUUCCAUUUUGUUGCUUACAUGAUGUCACUAGAAAAUGCCAUUUCUGGAGAAGUGUUGGUUGGUAUAUCGGGUCACUUAUUGAUUUUGGGGUCACUUCCUGUUAAUUUUUUGGAGAUCUUAAUCGGAAAUGAUAGGCGUGAAUGGAAGUUUUUUUUGUGCAGUUACCGUAAUUUUCGGACUAUAAGCCGCUACUUUUUUCCUUCAUUUUGAAUUCUGCAGCUUAUUUGAAGAGUUAUUUGGGUUAAUAGGUAACAAUUUAUUACAAAAGGCCAUCAUAACAUUGUCAUAAAACCGUCAUUCAUA
Corythoichthys intestinalis (scribbled pipefish) is the source of this 2019-nucleotide messenger RNA. RefSeq names its product solute carrier family 25 member 46 (gene slc25a46). The record is from RefSeq and is a predicted model, not a curated record. Gene Ontology annotation, cellular component: mitochondrial outer membrane. The coding region runs from base 163 to 1413 and encodes 416 amino acids. Gene Ontology annotation, biological process: mitochondrial membrane fission; axon development; mitochondrial fission. NCBI's taxonomy places the organism in Eukaryota, Metazoa, Chordata, Actinopteri, Syngnathiformes, Syngnathidae. The transcript has 8 exons.